Molecule: messenger RNA, 1561 nt
Organism: Zingiber officinale
Lineage: Eukaryota; Viridiplantae; Streptophyta; Magnoliopsida; Zingiberales; Zingiberaceae
Product: 18S rRNA (guanine-N(7))-methyltransferase RID2-like
Exons: 10
Coding region: 428-1306 (292 amino acids)
Biological process (GO): rRNA (guanine-N7)-methylation
Cellular component (GO): nucleolus
Molecular function (GO): rRNA (guanine) methyltransferase activity
Source: RefSeq, a predicted model, not a curated record
CCCAUCGCCCACACCGCCGUCCGCCGCCCCGAUCUCUUCUUCUUCCCCUUGUUAUUUUUUCCUCUCUGUUCUCCAGAAAUCCGGCAACAACAACCAACUUUCUUCUUCUCCCAUUCACUAAUACCAAGCAUCAAGAGUAGUAAGCUUGUCUUUCCUCUCCUCACAGCAGCAACAGCGAUUUCAGCCGUCGCUCUCCGUCUCCCUCUCCUUCUCUUCUCAAGAGCAGCACCUUGCUCUUUUUGUUUUCUUUUCCAGCCAAGCACAGCAGCCGUCGGAGUUAGCCAGGGCCGACGGUGGAUCCCGUCGAAGCUCGCCGAGGCCAUCGGCGAAAAGGAGAAAGGUUCAGACAUUGGAGAUAGCUGAUAGCUCGAUUAUUGGCCAGCACAACUCUGCUUAGUGGUUGGUGUCACAGUCUGCAAGAGAAGCUAUGCCACGACCAGAGCUCCAAGCCCCGCCAGAGAUAUUCUAUAAUGAGGUGGAGGCACGCAAAUAUACAACUUCAUCUCGCAUCAUUGAAAUCCAAGCAAAGAUAUCUGAGCGAGCACUUGAACUCCUUGCCUUGCCAAAUGAUGGCAUACCUAGGCUUCUUCUAGAUAUUGGCUGUGGAUCUGGACUUAGUGGUGAAACUCUGUCUGAAAAUGGGCACCAUUGGAUUGGCUAUGAUAUUUCAAGUUCAAUGUUGGAUGUUGCAUUAGAGCGUGAAGCAGAGGGUGAUCUUUUGCUUGCAGAUAUGGGCCAGGGCUUAGGCUUACGGCCAGGAGUUGUUGAUGGUGCGAUCAGUAUUUCGGCAGUCCAGUGGUUAUGCUAUGCUGACAAGUCCUCACAUGAGCCAAGAAUGAGGCUAAAGGCAUUUUUUGGCUCAUUAUAUCGAUGUUUGGCUAGAGGGGCAAGAGCUGUAUUACAACUUUAUGCAGAAAACAGGGAUCAAAAUGAGAUGAUCUCGACUUAUGCCAUGCGAGCUGGUUUUUCUGGUGGUGUUGUUGUUGAUUGGCCGCAUAGCUCAAAAGCACGGAAAGAAUAUCUGGUUCUUACUUGUGGUCCACCCUCAGCUCAAACUUACCAACCGAAGGGGAAAGGUGAAAAUGGUGAGCUGUGCAGUGAAGAUAAUGAAAGCGAUGCUGACACUGAUGACAGCCAAAUGGUUGAUGUAUAUGAUCGAAACCGGCCAAGGAAGAAAUUGAAGGUAAAGAAGAAAGGGAAAGGUAGAGAAUGGGUGUUGAAGAAGAAGGAACAGAUGAGGAAUAAAGGAUAUAACGUUCCUCCUGAUACCCAGUACACUGCUCGAAAGCGCAAGGCUCGAUUUUAACCCUUCUUCCUCUUGAUGCCCAGUACACUGCUCGAAAGGUCAAGGCUCUAUUUUUUCUGUUAGCUUCGGAUCAUUAGAAACCGCAUAAUUUUUUACUAGGACAAUUUAUUGUAAUCAUACAUUGUCUGUAGCUGUUGUGCUGUGUUUUCGUGCACAAGGUUUUGCACUGCAAUGGAAGGUUAUUAUACCUUUUUUUAUAUAAAAAAAACUAUUAAAUAGAGCACGUUUAAUCAGGGAAUAAAUUUUAUAAAUAAA